Cylas formicarius (sweet potato weevil) is the source of this 6147-nucleotide messenger RNA. RefSeq lists its product as uncharacterized. The record is from RefSeq and is a predicted model, not a curated record. The transcript has 12 exons. The coding region runs from base 415 to 2304 and encodes 629 amino acids. Lineage: Eukaryota; Metazoa; Arthropoda; Insecta; Coleoptera; Brentidae.
GCCAAACUCGCACAACUGUGCCACAACAAUUCUCAGUUCGAUCACGGCAGCGGAAAGAGUAUAUUCGUGGCGGUCCCUGCCAUUGCGAUUUGCCGGGUGAAAAUGAUGCUGUUUCUCACAGAAAAACUCGCGGAAUAAAAACGUCGACGUGCUAUCCGCGACCGAUCGGUUAUCUCUGAUCAUUGUUUCUGCCCGCGAUGGGUCGUUCAAGUUUGCGGUCACGGCCUUUGUGAUUUUUUUCGUCCGAUUCGAUAAACAAACAUUUUGUGAUUUUUGUGAUUGCGUGGUGGUUUUCGCUUUUGUGCGUUUCGUUUGUCCGAGGAUGUUCGCGUGACCUGGCGAUUAGGACAAACGCUAUAGCCGAACUUCUACAAAAUCGCAGGGGCCGUCUGAAAAGGAAAAGAGACCGCCGCAAUGUCCGAGGGCUUAAAAUUUGCGGCCACCCUUUGUUUCCUCGUUUCGGCUACCCUCUCGUCGACCCAAGCCGGAUGCGAGUUCAAAAAGUCGUGGCAAGGUCGUUGGUUUCAAAGCGGAGUGCCAAACUCCCUGUUGAUCAACAAUACCCAUAUGGAGACGAAAGGCGAAUGCUACGAGGAACAGGGGGACAAAUAUUUAGUUUACGACAAGACCGAAGACUGCUACCGAUGCAUGGUACUCCACGUCAAACACCCCAGCGUGCUUCAAUACAAAGAAACUUACUGCGAGCCCAAAGACUCGCUUUCCGAGAUUUGCUCAAGGAUAGUGGGCGACGCUGCUUUGUACAGCAUGUUCCGGAAAUAUCCGGAGGUCAAGCCCAUCCCGUGUCCUUUUAAAAGUGCCCCGUUCACGUUCAGCUACAAUCGAGGCACCGGCGACUGCAAUAACCCGCCUAGCAGGGCUGAAAGUUGUACCGACGACUCGCGGCUGGUGCUUAAGUAUCAGGCUUGCCCGGACGUACCUUCGACAGAAAGCAACGUGGAGGAACUCGUGUGCUUGGCGACUUGGAAGGAAGGAUCGACCAAGUAUCUGAUAGGGAAGAUUUCGCAGGGUAACCGAAGGAGUUUGACGACCGACGAGGAUCAGUACAGAUGUUUUAUAUACCAGAGGGGCACGGAACACGGGAAGACGGUCUACUACGUCGCCCAGUCGGGUGAUGCGACCUGCUCGGGGGUGCAGAGCGCUACCGAAGGGAGUAGGACCAUGAAAUUGACUAUCGUGGAUGACCAGCACAAGCGUUGCAAGUUCCCAGUCUGGAUAACCGAUCACCAUACCUGGCUGAGCCUCGACCACCACAAGACGUUCAAGUUUUCGCAAAGAAAUGCGACCUUGAAAAUCCUGGACGACGACACUUUGAAGCCGACCAGGAUCCAUCAGAAUUUCGAGCAGCCGCAGUUUGCGUUUCAGGACCUGGGCAUGGAGUCGCAGGAUCAGAAACGCCAGAACUCGGAGAUGCGGCUCGUAUGCCACGGCAUCCUGCAGCAGCAGGAAAACAAGAAGGUGCAGAUCGUCGCACACAUCACGGCCGGAUGCGACAGCGGCUACGUCUGCAUGGUGUUCUAUAAGAGGGACUCGAACGUCAUCGAGAUGCAGCAAUCCGAAGACUACGUCGAGAACCCGGACGAUGCUUGCUCGACCUUCGAUGUCACAGUGACGCCGUUCGUCACGCUAGUCACCACGACGCUGCACUCGAAGAAAUGUCCGCAUCUCGGCCGGUACACGAUCUCCGCGACGACGACCGCCAUGGUGGAGAAACGAAAACGCAGGGAACAACCAGGAGACUCGAAGCUCGUCGUCGACGAAGCGCCAGACUGCGAAUCGAGCGACUACGACGCCCUCUCCGUAGGGUGCAGCGGCUCCCACGAGAUGGAGUUCCGGUCGGCUUGUCCGGAACAGCCGUCCAGCUCGUACGCGUGUCACGGUAGCUGGGAGGAAGAUGGCGUGUCUUACGUUAUAACGACGCCGGUGUCUAGGAAACAGCCCGAGUCUCUGCGCUUCUGCUUCAUCUAUACGCUGUCAAAUCAGCCGCAGCAGUCGGUGAUAGAGGGCGGGCUCGGCAAGGGCGAGGGUCCACCCCUGUUGCGACUAUCCAAGGUCACAGAGAGCUGUCACAGGCACGUCAAGCCCGGUAUCACGGGCAGCUGGGCCUUCAAUUUUACGAGCAACGGUAUGGCGAUAAAGUUUCCUUCUUCAGUGCAAGCGACGUUGCCGUUUUAUUCGUUUCCAGGUACGUGCGAUCAAAGCGACAACGUCAACGCCGGCCACGUGCUCUUGCCUGCCGCUCUAAUGGUCGCGCUCUCAAUCGGCACCGCGUUGGUCGUGAGAUGAUGAAAAAAGGCCGCCCUGCACACCCUGAGCGAGUAUUAAGCGUGUUUUUUUUUAUAGCGGAAAGGUGGUGUACCGAAGAAGAUAUGGAGAAAGACACCAUUUAAUUAUUAUUAUAUCGGCAUUCGGGAUACUGCAAAACAUUCCAAAGGCUGACGAGACCGUAGAUAUUGCGAUUACGUAAAUUCGAGUAUAAUCAACCAUCAACCAAACUCUAUAUAUGCGUAAGGAUUGCCUCAUAUUUUUCGUUAUUAGCGGCAUAUGAACGACCAGAUCGUUGUUUUCCGUCAAUUUCCGGCGCGCAGAUACGCGUCAACAGUCCAAGUUUGGGAUUCAAAACGGAUUUGCCAUACAGUAUGUAUAUCCCACUUAAGAACCGUACAUACUGGUGAAAUCGUUGUUUAUGGUUCGAUUUUGAUAUUUUUGUUGUUGUUGUUUUGCUUAUUGCUUCAACUUAAGUCUUUGAUAACGGUUUGAUGUUGAUAACUUUCUUAUCUUUCCUUUUACAUCAACCCGAAGCCAUGGAUAACUGCGACCAAUUUUUGAUGUCAAAUACCGAGAAGGGCUAUUGGAGAUUUUUUUAAGUGUCAACGAAUUCUUAUUCAGGGCUACAUAAAACUUAACUAUACCAAUUUCCAUAAAGUUCGCUUAAGCAUUACUCGUGUAGAACGCUUGUUUUUGCUUUUUUACUAAAUAUAUCUUACCAAAGAGAAAUGAAACUGUUGUUUCGUAUAGCAUCGACUAAAAACUCACACAGUUUUUUGGAGCGCAAAAUCUAGAAGUACUUUUAUAGAUUUUUUCAAAUUGAAAAUGACAACAGAUUCGUGUUCAGGAAUACCUAAAAGUAACUAGACCAAUGGCCAAAGUUUUUAAUGUUUUAAAAAAACAAUAUUCAAAUAUAAAUUAGCCAGUGAAUUUUACUGUCGAAUAUUCCGUUCUCCAUGGCACACUUGGUUUUUUUUAAGUCUGUUUAAUUUAUAUCUAAUCCUCUCUAAUCAUAUUUAAUUUUAAGGAAAUCGUUAGUGUCUUUCAGUGAAAUAUAUCUAACAAAAAAGAAUUAUCCAAAAUUAGUAUACUUAGGUAGCCUUAAUAGCCCUUCUCGAUAUUUGUUAUCAAAAAUUAGUCCCAGUUAGCCAUGAGUUCAGCAUGCGUUUUUGAAAAAAAGAAUUAUCAAUAUGAAACCGUAAUCAACGAUUUUACAACGAUAUUUCAAACCCCCUGUAUUGAAACAUUAUAAAAAUUGGUAUAGUUGGGUUCUAAGUACCCCUGAAUAAGAAUUCGUUGCCUAUUUAUUCCUUUACAAAUCCAUAAUAGUACUUCUCUCUUCUCUCUUUUUUGUUAAAUAGUCUCAGUUGGUCGUGAGUUGAAGCAAUUACAAAACAAGAUUUUCGUGUAUAUUUCAUAGACCUAUCCAACAAAAAAACAUAUUAAAAUCGAACCAUAAACAAAGAUAACAAGGGUGUAUAAUUCUUAAGUGGGACACACUGUAUAUAAGAUUGUUUCAGUUUUUUUGUAAUAUCUAAUUAUCGGAUACUAUUUAACGGAGUUCGUGAUUAUUUAUCAGUGGCGUACUAUUCAGCUAUUGCUGCGGACAUAUUAAAAUUGUAAAUGAAACGAGUUAAGAGUACUUUAAUGAAUACCAAAAUGUAACAAUUAAUUAAUUAAAUGUCCGAAUAUCGGUAUCCUGAAUUUCAGAGGGAAACAUGCAAAUUUUUUUAAGUUUAUAGGUUAUAUUUUCGUUUUCCAUAAAAUACUCCCAAUACCUAUAAAGUUAUAAUUGCAUAGUGCAAUAUUGAUAAAUUAAAUAGUUUCCAAUAAUUAAAAUUAAUUAAUAAAUCCGGUAUUUAACAUUGCUAAAUUGUUAUAAAGGUAUUCCGAAGUGAAAACCAUAUAAAGGACCGUAAAACCAGUCUGCAGAGCUCUACCAAUCAACAUAGCCUCGUUUAUAUAACCUGGUUAAAUAUAAGAAAUGUUCCGUGGUCUGAAAUUGACGCAAAGUUAUAAAUAUGUCGCUACUCCAUUUUACGCGGGCAGAUAUAGUUAGAAUGUAACGAAUUGGCCUAAAACGCGGUCUCUGGCAGAAUGUCGUGCAAUAUAUCCGCGUUUUUUAGACACUAAUAUUAGUCAAUUUUUUAAAUGUUUAAUAAAGGUAAUUUUAUCAUUGGGACGGCGGGCGCGGUCGGCGGACAUUUUGAGCUAUUUGUGAUCGAUACAAUUGUUGGCUUUUUAAUAUUAUCGUAAUUUUAAUAAUAAAAAAAAAUUAUAUAUAAUUUAUUUUGAAAUGGGUAUAUAUACGUUUAGUCGGUUAAGUGUAAAACGUGACGCCGCGAACUUCGGUGGAAAUUGGGCAAAUAGUUGUGCCGUUAAUUGAGGUUAUCGGUGACCAAGGAUCCUAACCUCAUUUGGUUGCGUAAUUAUUGGUCAGCGUCCCAGAGAUGUCGCGUAAAAACGUAAGUAGUUUAAAAGCACUCCCGUCGACGCGUACAAUAAUUAAUGCAAACGCCGAGCUUUACUAUACAACGAAAAACGACCUGUCUAUCGAUUCUUGCCGAAUGCAAAUUGUCUGUGUUUUAUAAGAUGCCCUUCCCGAUGGCCGAGUGCGUUUAAAGUAUUUUCGUGAAUUAUUUUUCAUUUGUGGCGGUUCCCGCGGUUGGCUCGGGACGAGACGAUGCCAGGAAUGUCACAAACGGUAGCCAUCUCGCGCCGACCUAACCUCAAAGGGAUUUAAACCUCCCCGCCCGUUUUCGAUGGAAUAACUAGGAACAGGUACUGUGAUUUCGAGUAGUCACAACGUAGAAAGAGACGGUCGCUGAAAGAUACUAUAUUUGUAGAAAUUCGCGUCUGAGUUAAACGACACUACGUACAAAGGCUUGGUGAUGCUUUCGAGUCGGCUAUGGCGAAAGUAUUAGUCGGUUCAUGGCGACGCAAAAGCCAUCCACCGAGUCGCCGAGUAUACCAAACGCAAACAAUUAUUGAACUAAAUAUGGGUAAAUUAGUGCGAAACAAAAAGGCCGUGUAGACUUUUUUUGUAAAUAAAAAGAAAACAAAAUGGUAGCCAGAUUAGUCACUAUAAUAAUGUUGACGGACGACGAUGAGAAUUUGGAGAGAGGGCCGGAUAUAAUAUAUUGUUCUUUAUCUUAGUGUUACCGCGAUAUUUUUUUAUGUAUUUAAACUGGAAGGAACGAUGAGUUUUUCACAGGCAAUGUACCGUAUGUACUAUAAUGUUUAUAAUUCUUAGCCCUUUUGACAGGAGGUGUUUGUAUAUUGACACUAUCGACGGGGGAACCCCGGGCAGCACCCGGGGGGACUUCUUCAGAGACCAAGGUCUGCGCACUUAGAAUACCCGAUCGAUAUGUUAGAGUUUAGUUCCCCUCCCCCCACACAUUUCUUUUUUUGUAUAUUACCUGUAUAUAUGUGUUAUAUAUAAAUGUUUCCGAUUAUAUAAGAACUUUUCCGUUUUUUUGUAACAUAUAAAUGUAUAAAAGACUGUGAGCGAAACGUUUAACUUUAAUUUUUUUUAUCGUUAGUCUAUAGUUGUGGCGAAAACCUAAAAAAAACGCGGCCACUUUGUCAUUUUUCGUUUCGCAAUAUUUAGUUUAAGGUUAGGUUGAUUUGACGUUCCUGUCGGGGCGGCGGUCCCGCGUUUCGUUCCGUUUAUUUAUUAUUACCCGGUUUUUGCAGCUAUAACGUCUCGAGCUUUGUCGUGGUGAUUUUUCCCUCUAAAUAUUUUUCGCAAAACUCUCAGAAUAAUAGUGUGUCCAACCAUUUUGCUUCUCGAUAUAUAAGGGUUACGAUUAUUAUAUUUUGACUAUGAAAAAUAAAAGGUGAAAAAAUUGCGUCUUUUUG